CUUCCUGGAUGAGAUCAUGGCUGCGGCAUCGGAAUGGGCAAAUGCCCCGAAACUAGUACACGGAAAGCAUCCCGUAUAACUUGCUAUGAGUCAAAUAAAAAACGCACCUGAACUGGUAUUUUGUUACAGUUAUCAAUGGAUGGAACUAGGCCAUCACGUGUUUCUCGUCCUCACCGAAUCAGUGAAUCAUCGAAGGUCUAUCGACUGACAGAGCAUCCAAGUGCAGUGCUGCAGGGGCUUAAUGAACAAAGACAGAAAGGACUGUUCUGCGACAUCAUCUUGGUGGCAGAUGAGCAACAUGUUCCAGCCCACCGCAAUCUGCUAGCCGUUUAUAGUGACUAUUUCAAAUCCAUGUUUACCAUUGGUAUGCGGGAAGCUCGACAACUAGAAGUGGAACUAGUGGGGGCUUCCUAUAUUGGCCUGAAGGCAGUCAUUGACUUUUUGUAUAGUAGUGAGCUCCCUCUAGAUGGAGGCAAUAUUGACUAUGUGUUAGAGACUGCCCACCUUUUGCAGAUUUGGCAAGUAGUAGACUUUUGCUGUGAGUAUUUGGAAAAUGAAGUAAGUGAGGAGAACUAUUUGUAUCUGCAAGAGCUGGCCUUUAUCUAUAGCCUGGACCGCCUGGAUUCUUUCAUUGAUUCCUUCAUCCUCCACAAUUUUGGAACUCUCUCCUUCACCCCGGACUUUUUACAGAAUAUUCGGGUGCAGAAACUUUGCUUUUACUUGGCUAGUAACAAGGUGCAGCAUGACUGUGAACAUAAUCUUCUUCAAGCUGCUCUACAAUGGUUGACCCAGAGCCCAGAAAGGGAAUCGAAUGCACGACAAGUGUUAUCAAAUAUUCAUUUUCCCCUUAUUCCAAAGGCAGAUCUACUGGACAGGGUAAAGCCAGCUGUCUGCUCUCUUCUCCCAAGAGAAGCAAAUUGUGAGUCUUUGAUUGAGGAGGCCUUGCACUACCAUAACCAACUCAUGCAGCAACCUUUGUUGCAGAACCACCGCUCAGCCCUUCGAGGUGAUCCUGAAAGGCUGUUGUUUGUUGGUGGAGAAGUGUCAGAUCGUGGAGAGGAGCUCAGUGAUGAUGUUUGCUUCUUGGAUCCUACUGAAGGCUGUUGGACUUCUGAAACCCAGCUUCCUGCACGGCGGAGUCAUCACUGUGUUACUGUUAUGGGGGGAUUUAUAUUUGUUGCUGGAGGAAGCUCAUCCCGUGACAAUGGAGGAGAUGCAGCAUCUAAUCUUCUUUAUCGCUAUGAUCCAAGGUGCAACCAGUGGAUAAAGGGUGCACCAAUGAACCAACGAAGAGUGGACUUCUACCUGGGCACUAUUUCAAAUAUUCUUAUUGCAGUUGGGGGCCGGAAUGACAAUGGUGCCCUCUCCUCUGUGGAGGUAUACAGCCCACAUGUGGAUAGCUGGUCAUAUGUGGCAGGACUCCCAAGGUUCACUUAUGGUCAUGCAGGUACAACCUUCAAAGAUUUUGCUUACAUCUCUGGGGGUCAUGACUAUCAGAUUGGACCAUACAGGAAAAAUAUGCUUUGUUAUGACCCUCGCACUGAUGUCUGGGAGGAGAAAAGGCCUAUGAUCACAGCAAGGGGCUGGCAUAGUAUGUGCACUUUGAAUGAACACAUUUAUGCCAUUGGGGGCAGUGAUGAUCGUGUGGACACCAUGGAGAGAUUUGACAUUUUGGAUGUAGAGUGUUUUAGCCCACAGUGCAACCAAUGGACACGAGUGGCACCAUUAUUUCAGGCCAACAGUGAGUCAGGAGUUGCCGUGCUUGCUGAUAAAAUUUACAUCUUAGGUGGGUACAGCUGGGAGAACACUGUGUUUUCUAAAGUAGUGCAAAUUUAUGAUCUGGAGAAGAAAAAGUGGACUAGAGGAACUGACCUUCGUAAAUGUAUUGCUGGAACCUCUGCCUGUGUAUGCACUGUGAAACCUAAGAGUUCAGAAAAAAAGUUUAAGGCCAAAAGGCGUCAGGUUCGUGGAAGGUGAAUUUUCCAUUUUAUUUGUUAUGCAGAUAAAUAAUAAAGUGUAUUGUUUAUACUGGACAUGAAAAGCACAUGCUGGAGGCUUUAUACAAAAUGUGUGUUCUGUUGUUUUAUUCUUGGUUGGAUUUACUAUGUUGAGAAAAGUGUAACACUUAAAGCAUAACAUAUUGAAGUUCUUUAAUUUUUUUAGCAGUUUUUUAACAUGGAGCUCAGAGGUACAGGACCAAAGUGAAUGUAGAGUUAAAAAGAAUCUAUUUUACCUUUAAUUACAACUGGUUUGUAAUUUGAGUAGUUCAAAAAAACAAAGACUUCUUAUUUACAAAUAUUAUUGACUGUUGGUUAGUAUACUGAUGUAGCAGUUUCCUAUAGAAUCAAUUAAAAGUUUUAAGUGUGAUUAUUAGGCUUACAUUGGAGAGCCAGUUGCACCUAUCUAUUUAAAGUCAUUUGUGUGUAAUUCAUUAGAUUUACCAGUGUUGCCUUUCAGCUGAAACUGAAGUUUUACAACUUUUUUGAAUUGUUAUAGGUUCAGUUUCAUUAUAAUAUUAUUGCAAUUUGUUUUUAAGUGUCUAUUUGAACUCAGAACUGAUUAUAACAUUGCUUUAUGCAGAUUUUUUUACAGAGCAGUGUUUGAUGUGAUUUCAUUUACUGUGAAUUUAAUUAAACUUGUUUGGAAUAACAUCUAAAAUAAAAAGAACUGUUUCAUUCUAUAUUGACUAUUGUAUUCCAAGCAAUGCUGUAUUUAGAAGAUACGUACUUUUGGAGUGUCAGCUUGUAUUCAUUUAGAAAAACAACAAGUUCUUGCAAUGCCUUUUUUGUCAUUAACUAUUGUAGGUAUUUGUUCCAAAUAAAAGAGCCAUCCAGACUUACUGCAUUUCAUAUACCAUAUUACAUCUAGUUCAAAAGCAUGUUUUAAGGAUAAUGCAUUUUUUUUAAAUUGUGGUUCAAUAUAGUUGCAGAAUCUCUUCACUGAAAUAUUGUGGUUCAGCACUGUGGAAUUAGUUCUAGAGUUUUUUUUGGAAUGUACACUUUAUAUUUUAACAUUAAAAGAUAGUUUUCAAA
Molecule: messenger RNA, 3032 nt
Organism: Polypterus senegalus (gray bichir)
Lineage: Eukaryota; Metazoa; Chordata; Cladistia; Polypteriformes; Polypteridae
Gene: klhl36
Product: kelch-like family member 36
Exons: 5
Coding region: 136-1977 (613 amino acids)
Molecular function (GO): cullin family protein binding
Source: RefSeq, a predicted model, not a curated record